CAAAUAAUAAUUAUAAUUAACCAUUUUUAAAAGAUUUUUUUGCCAAUGAAUGGUUACACAGUUUAUGUUAUUGAAAAGUAUAUUUCAUAAUUUCUUUUUUCAGUUGAACUGAUACUUCGAUUAUCGACUGACAUCACCGUUAAUUGACGCUACAACUAAAAUCACUUGUUAUUCGAUCUGGGAAUGUUGCAGAUUCUGAAAAGCAUUUAUCUCGUUUAUUUUAAACAGUGUAGAUUACAUUUGAUUUACUUGAUCUUUAAAUGCUGCCAACUCAAACAUAGUAUUUUACUAUUAAUAACGGUUUAAUGUAACACCGAAAACUAUCGUUUUCGUUGGUUCGUCCGUAUGUCCAAACCUACUUUAAUUGCACAAAAAAUUUAGAAGCUUUGAUGAAACUAGGUACAUAUAUUACCCGGUACGUUAAGAAAUUGCUAUUGUAAACGAACAUUGCUAUUGAAUAGGACAACUCUAUCCUCCUCAAAAUAACGUUAUUCUAAAAAAAACAAAAAGUACUUUACUAUAACUGUAUUAAUACUUCAGCUGCCUAUUUGAAUUCGAUAGAGCGUCAGUCUGAAUUUGGUUAUUUCGUGCUAUAGUGUGGAAAUCGGAUAAUCAGUCGCUUACCAUGUAAAGCUCUCACCCACACUCUCUUUUAGUAUGCCUUUUCCCACAAUUAAUAUGCUGAAUACGCUAAUUCCUGUUUAAUCUUUUUCUUAAGUUUAGUUCGCAUUUAACUUAUUAUUUACAGUUUGUCGUUUUAGCAACAAAUUCGCAUUUCUAAAGUAUAUCUGCAUAUACUUCGCAAUUCGCUUCUAAUUUUUCUAAUACCAAUAUGCAUAAUAAAUUUAGUAAACCGUAUACAUAUUUACUUCAAUUACAAAGCAUCGAAAGUAAUGUGAAUUUCAUUUACCACAUGUAUUUAUGUAUAACAAUGAUGGCAAUAUACAAUAUUCAUUUUGAUCUAAAUUAUAUGGAGUACAUAUGUAUGUUAAAGAAGUACACUUACAUACAUACAUGGUACGUACAAUUUAUGGUCAUUGCAUUUGUUUUUGUAUAACUAAUUGCUUUGGAAAUACCGCAUAUACAAUUUCAGAACUUCAUCCACCAUCCAUCAGCAGAAAGGGUUUUAGUAUUCAAAUACACCUAAGAGCUUAAGCAUAAAAUUAAUUUUGUUCUCUUUGAAUAUGUGAUAUAUAUGUAAUUUUACUGGAUACACAGACUCGGGAAUAAUUUUAUUAAAAAAAAAACAAGUAAAAAAGGAUUAAUCCAUCGGCUCCAACAUGGAACUGUUUAGAAAUUCGAUUGUAUUGUUGUUAUUGCUGUUAUUGACGACCAACGGCCAGCGUAUAAAUAUUUUACUGGACCAAGGGUCCAUAACUGGGCUAAAGAUUUUCCCGGAUACAUCUCGAACUGCUGUGUACGCAUUUCUCGGUGUGCCUUACGCGCAACCACCUGUUGGCGAUCUACGUUUUGCGCCUCCAUUGGCGCAUAAAGGCUGGAAUCGUACUCUUCAGGCUAUGAGUAUGCGUCCCCUCUGCCCGCAGCCCUCCGACACGAUCUAUGAUGAAAUAAGUGAUGGAAAUCAUCCUCGCGAAACAGCAAUGGACGAAGAUUGUUUAUAUUUAAAUAUUUGGGUUUCAGAGACUGAAAAUACAGGCAAGAAAUCUGUAUUGGUACUUAUCACUGGAGAGGAGAUGGUUUAUGAUUGGUCUCAAAAUCGUGUGUCCGGCGUAGAUUUAGCCUUGGAGGAUGUUGUCGUUGUCUCUAUACAGUAUCGUAGUAACAUAUUUGGAUGGAUUGCUAUGGAUAACGACGUGUUGGCCGGAAAUCUAGGACUUCAAGACCAACAUUUGGCACUUCUUUGGAUACAAAAUAAUAUUCAACACUUUGGCGGAGAUCCAAACCAGAUAACAUUAUUAGGACAUGGCACAAGUGGUGCACCAUGUGCCAUAGCACAUGCUGUCAUGAGACCAACUGCUGCAGAUAAUAUUUUUUCUAAACUUAUUAUAAUGUCCAGCGGAGACUUGGCAGAAUCAUUGAGAACCCAGGAAAGUGUCAAGGAAGCGUCGAAAGUGUUAGUGGAGAAACUGGGUUGCCAAUUUGAAAAACCCAGUAGUCAACUCAGAUAUUGCCUGAGACAAAAAAGUAUUAGCGACCUGCUGAAUGCCUUUGAGAGUAUAUAUGAUCAUCGCAAUGGCACGCUUCAUAUUGGACCUAUCUUACCAUUUGCUUACGACGAUCUAUUAAGAAAUCAAACAAUCGCCCGCACUAUAGGCCCCAUGCUGAUUGGUAUUACAUCUAAUGAAGGGUCAUUUUUAGAGCAGCGAUGGUUAAAUUUAGCUCGUGAAAGCUAUCAAUCUAUCCGCGAUUAUGUGGACUACACUGUGGUACCAAGUAUAUUACGAAGAUUCAAUAUGCAAACAAGAACAAAGGUAAAAUAUGCAAUAAACUGGUUCUAUUUUAGCGGAGAGGCGAGCGAAAGUACAAAGCAUUUGCUAUACACAUUGCAACGCCUUAUAUCGGAGUACUUUUACGAGUUGCCGUUUUACAGGUUACUUAAUCUGCUAACUUCGAAAGACUAUGGAAUUUCAUCUCCAGUGUUUGCAUACGUCUUCGACUCUCCCAAACCUAUGGAUCUACGUGGAAAAGUGAAUUUAUUCGGAGGAGCACCACAUUCAGCCGACUUACCUUUGUUGCUUGGGCCCAGUGUAUUCCAACAGGUAUCCAGAAGACGUUUGUCAAUUGAAGAGAGCCGUCUUUCACGAAAGUUUCGCAGCCUUUUUAUAACUUUCAUAAAAAGUAGAAGAGACACAUACAGUUUGAGUUCCAAACCUAAUGAAUGGCUACCCUAUACAGAUGAACACCAAUUCAUUUAUAAUAUUGGCGAGGGAGACAAAGACAUGCGGCUAGAAAUGGGUAGAAACUAUUUGUCGGAUUUUAUUAAAAAUACAGUCGAUAUUGAUAGAUUGCUACACAAUGAAAAGGAUUAUGUCGAUAAUGGAUUCUUGAGAAUAAAUAGGAAUAAUCAAGGGCGCAGUGAUCAUAACCAAGCAACAAUUUAUACUGCAAAUCAUACAAGUUACGGUUAUGUUUUACAUUUGAAAAGGGUUUACAACUUUUGGCAGAUUUUUAUAUCAAAUAUACAAAACUACGAUGACCAAGGGACCUAUGAUGGUAGUAAUAUACCAUUUGGCCAACAAAAACUCUUAAAGGAGGCCACUGCUGAUGCUGCUCGUUACCGAAAGGGUUUCUUUACACUAAUUAUUAUAGUUGUUAUUCUUUUAGGCAUCUUGGCGCUCUGCGUAUAUAUACUUCAUAGGGAUCAAAUGCAGGAGAACACACGUACCUCUGUUUCUCGUUUAUGACGAAGAUUGAUUCAGAGGCCAACAUGGUUUCGAACGACACUUACGUCCAUUAUAGACAACAAAAAUACUUCUAAAUCUGAAAACUUUAGUUUUGGAGAAGUCGUGUUGCCUAUACGCGAAACAAAUAAAGUAGUAAAGGAAACGAAUCUGAAUAAAGUAGAGAUGCGUUCAAAAAGAGACAUGAAUAGAAAUAAAAGAGACUUCGAACAACCGCAAUACGUUGUUAAACACUGGCAAUAUGAACUUACUUGCGAUAAAUUUUAAAUUAAAUACAUUAAUCACUCAUGUAAAUUCUUACAUUUAUCCAUUAAUAUAUUUUAAGAGUGUUCCGAAACUGAAUGAUAAAUGAAUCUAUUCAAUUAUCUAUUUUUCGGAUAGCAAUGCAGAAAUUUGUUACUCAGUUAAUAUUUGAAUAAACUGGCAUAUAUUUCAAAAACACUUAGAAAAUCUGAAGUAGAGUUUGAAUGUGUCUAAUAUACUGCUUUUUGUGUACAAAGUGAAAUUUCAAUAAGUUUGUUAUAUUUAUAUACUCCGAACAUGUUGCAUAACUUCAAGACCCCAGAUUCUGAAUAAAAGCAUUGAUUUACCCCAGCAUAUAGUUACAAUGGAAAAAAAACACAAACAAAGGUUUAUCAACUCAAAAUUAUAAGGUUAACACAUUAAUAAACAUUUAAACGAUUUUUUAAAGAUAUCUCACACAUUAACUGAUAUAAUCGGCAAACAUCCAGAAAAAUGAGACUUUUUACUUUAAAAAUAAAAAAAUAUGGACGUGGAUAAAUUCGUUGAUCGAUUUUCCUCGAGUCUUAACUUGGCCCGAUGCCAAAAUACACACAGCUUUCUGUACCUUAAAAAAAGUUUUGUAUCGCAAGUCAUAACUAUCUUUUAAAUGGAAUUGCAUCAAGUGAGUACAUAAAAUGUAAGCAUAACUCGAUCUCACGAGACCCCUUAAUAUAUGAUGAGACUAAAUCCCAUGCGAUCAUUCAAAAUGUCAACAAACCGGAACAGGUUGAGGGGUCACGUGAGGCCACAUUUCCUAAUAAACGUGUGAAGUAUGCGUGGUGGUCAAUGUCUUGAAAACUUACUAAUUUCAAGACAUUAAGAAUUAUUUAUGAAAAUGGAAACUGUUAUGGUUUUAAAAUAUUUUGUAUUUGCGAAGAUAAUAAACUCCAAAA
Molecule: messenger RNA, 4537 nt
Organism: Zeugodacus cucurbitae (melon fly)
Lineage: Eukaryota; Metazoa; Arthropoda; Insecta; Diptera; Tephritidae
Product: cocaine esterase
Exons: 4
Coding region: 1281-3365 (694 amino acids)
Source: RefSeq, a predicted model, not a curated record